CAGUCUCUCUCCUUGUCUCUCUCUUUCUCUCUCCGUCUCUAUGCCGGUCGCCGGAGAGAUUUUCAUCGGCAAAUAGUUUCCGGAAGGUGACCGGAAUGACCCGCGACAACGAGAUCCGUAUCAAUCCAUUGGAGGUUUUCGAUGAUUCUGGUUGCAACCGAAGAGAAAUGAGGCGAUUCUUGACAUCGGCGAUUCGUCGAUUGGGUAACGUCUGUUAGGUUGUCGGGUUCUGCAUUGGUGAUUGGAUUUUGACCCCCGGUUUCAAAUUGGUCAUCGGACUGUUUGAUUCGGAGUUCGAUCUGUUGUAUUUGGUCUCGAAUCGGAGUUGGAGCUCUCGGGUUGGGUAAAAGAUUGAAAUAUGGGUGCUAUUGUUUUGAUUCGUUAAAUUGAUGGACACAAUAAACAAGUGGAGAUUAUUUGGGGGCAGCAAAGAUCGGAAUCUGUUUUCCGGAUACUGGGACAAGAGAGUUGCUCAAUUGAGAAGGGGUGUUUGAUACUAGAAUCUUGACAAGUUUUCUUGAAUCAGAUUUGUUUUUGUCUUUCUUUGUUCGGGUAAUUCAUCAUUUCUGAAACUGGUUUAACGAUAAUCAUGGUUACGGGCCAUUCAUUCGAGGAUAUGGCUGAGGACGGGGAUAGAUUGGAAGUUUCUGCUUCUGUGGUGAAUGCUAGGGCGGGAGUGAACGAUGGUCGUAUCCGAUUGGGAUCAAGUGACUCGCUUCUCCCCGGUCUUAUCGAUGAUGUGGCCCUGAAUUGUCUAGCUUGGGUUCCGAGAUCGGACUAUCCUUCACUAUCAUGUGUAAACAAGAAGUACAAUAGGUUGAUCAAAGGCGAAUAUUUGUUUGGGUUGAGGAAGCAAUUGGGGAUUGUCGUAGUUGAGCAUUUUGUAUUUAUGGUUUGUGACCCGAGAGGGUGGUUGGCGUUUUCUCUUGCCAAAAAGAAAUGGAUGGUACUGCCUAAGAUGCCUUGUGACGAGUGCUUCAACCAUGCAGAUAAAGAGUCAUUAGCUGUUGGGGACGAGCUUUUGGUUUUCGGGCGAGAGUUAUUCGACUUUGCCAUUUGGAAAUACAGCUUGAAGUUCCGCUGUUGGAUCAAGUGCGAAGGAAUGCACCGACCACGCUGCUUGUUUGCAUCGGGAAGCCUAGGAUCAAUAGCCAUAGUUGCCGGAGGGACCGACAAGAACGGUAACAUACUUGCAUCGGCCGAGCUUUAUGAUUCCACCUGGGGUAGAUGGGAAAUGUUGCCUAGCAUGAACUUGCCUCGUAGAUUAUGCUCCGGGUUUUUCAUGGAUGGAAAGUUUUACGUGAUAGGUGGGAUGUCAAGCCCGACAGCUUCACUGACAUGUGGGGAGGAAUUCGAUCUCGAGACCCGAAAAUGGAGGAAGAUAGAGGGGAUGUACCCGAACGUGAACCGGGCAGCUCAGGCUCCACCACUUGUAGCAGUGGUGAACAACGAGCUGUUCACGCUGGAGCACCAUACCAACAUGGUGAAGAAAUACGAAAAAGGGAAGAACAGAUGGAGUGUGAUGGGAAGGCUUCCGCCUAUGACGGAUUCAUCGAACGGAUGGGGCUUAGCAUUCAAACCUUGCGGGGAUGAACUGUUGGUCGUGGGGGGGCAGCGAGGGCCGGAAGGGGAAGGCGUCGUGGUGAAUUCGUGGUCGCCUCAAUCGAGAAGGAAAGAUGGAAACUUGGAAUGGAAAGUUGUGGGCGUGAAGGAGAAUGUUGGAGUGUUUGUCUAUAACUGUGCCGUGAUGGGCUGUUGAAACAGGUUUCGGGCUUUACUUCUUCUUCUACUCUUGUUCUUAGUGUUCUGUCCCUUUUGUCUCCGUCUUUGGGAUAUUAUUAUUAUUGCUUUUUGUAAUCUGCAUUUUGCUUUAUUAUUACUCUUUCUUGGGAAAUUGGAAAAGCAAGGGCCAAGUGUUUUUACCA
Tarenaya hassleriana is the source of this 1925-nucleotide messenger RNA. RefSeq names its product F-box/kelch-repeat protein At5g60570-like. The record is from RefSeq and is a predicted model, not a curated record. The coding region runs from base 590 to 1759 and encodes 389 amino acids. Gene Ontology annotation, molecular function: protein binding. The transcript is spliced from 2 exons. Lineage: Eukaryota; Viridiplantae; Streptophyta; Magnoliopsida; Brassicales; Cleomaceae. Gene Ontology annotation, cellular component: nucleus.